Paecilomyces variotii is the source of this 1009-nucleotide messenger RNA. RefSeq lists its product as hypothetical. The record is from RefSeq and is a predicted model, not a curated record. Bases 126 to 929 code for a protein of 267 amino acids. The transcript has 2 exons. Lineage: Eukaryota; Fungi; Ascomycota; Eurotiomycetes; Eurotiales; Thermoascaceae.
GUGGUGGACCAAGAAUUUCUCCUCCCUCAAUUCAAUUCUAUCCUCUCCCCUGCGUUAGGCUGAGCUGACACGAAGGCGGCCAGUCCCAUUUCCCCUUUAUUUGUUCGUCGAUAAAUUGGCCUGCGAUGCGGUCUUGGCACAUCAGGUCUAGAGUCACAGGCCAUUGCGUCAUCUCCAACUUCGCAUCUCCAGCUUCAACUCGCCCGACAAGCCAUACAGUUCGAGUCAGACACGCACUGCAGUCCUCGCGUUUCUUUUCUCUAUCAUCAUCAUUCUCCCGACUAUCUCUCAGUACGCGAUACCGAUCCCAUCGUACGGCGACCUCCAGACCAUUUCUCCCCACCAACCAUCAUCACCACGAUCCCACAGUCCUUACGAAAGAACCCAUCCUCUCGCGCAACAUGUCAUCCGACAAUAGCUAUCUCGCGUUUCUGAACAAAGCCAACGAGGACCUGAAUGCGGGACGAGUCGCUCCGCAGCAGAGCAAUGCAGUCCGCACGCAGUCAGUAGAUGUGGACGUUACCGUUCCUGCCCCGCUGAGGGCAAUCGAUACGUAUUACGUCUCUGAGACAGACGAGCCGUUUGAGCCUGUCGUCUUGAAGUGGGAGGGAGCCAGCAGGGGCUUGUGGCCCGGUGCUUCACAAUUCUCCUACCUCAUCUCCCCAUCAAAGGACCUCACCGACUCCAUCACCACCCUCUCACCCAGCGCCUUCGACCCCAAGAACCAGUACGUUGCUGUUCUGCGUGCUGUGCGCGCAGCAGCGACACAGGCCUCCGGUGGCGGCGAGAAAGUGAUCGAUGAGUCGUCUGUCGAUGUGAAAGUAUAUCGAGUCGAGAUCGGCGCGUCUCGCGUCGAGUACUGGAUUGUAGCGCUGGAUGUGGAGGGUGGUAAAUUGGUGGGUUUGAAGGCGAAAGCUAUUGAGUCGUAGUUGUUAGAUGUGGAGAUCUGAGUGGUGGUCUUCUUUGGGAGGUUGUGAAUGGAAGGGGAGAGAUGCAAUCUGAAAUGCUA